Molecule: messenger RNA, 1496 nt
Organism: Cynara cardunculus var. scolymus (artichoke)
Lineage: Eukaryota; Viridiplantae; Streptophyta; Magnoliopsida; Asterales; Asteraceae
Product: putative tRNA (cytidine(32)/guanosine(34)-2'-O)-methyltransferase
Exons: 12
Coding region: 332-1087 (251 amino acids)
Biological process (GO): cytoplasmic translation; tRNA methylation
Cellular component (GO): cytoplasm
Molecular function (GO): tRNA methyltransferase activity
Source: RefSeq, a predicted model, not a curated record
UCUUCUCAAAUCUCAAUCACACAGCAGUCCCGAUUCCCGAACGUCUGCUCACAACUCACAAAUCACAACCCUCGUCGGCUCGUCGCCGUCGGCUCACCGCACACACCACAGGUCCACAAGACCCACAACCCUCGUCGGCCGGCUCGUCCUCGUCACAACCCACGAUUCAAUCAAGGAGUAAUCGACCAACACGGCAACAUAGCCAGCACUCAAACUCUCAAACCGUAACACUCAAACCCAGUCGUCUUCUCUUCUUCAUCGAAUUGCAGCAGUGAGCCACAGCCACCGGUCGUCUUCUUCGAGCCUUCGAGAGGAUAAGCAAGUGCAGAUAAUGGGAAAAGCCUCGAGAGAUAAAAGGGAUAUCUACUACCGCAAAGCAAAAGAGGAAGGUUGGCGGGCACGGAGUGCCUUUAAGCUCCUUCAAAUUGAUGAGGAGUUCAACAUCUUCGAAGGAGUCAAGCGUGUGGUAGAUCUAUGUGCUGCACCUGGUAGCUGGAGUCAGGUUUUGAGUCGGAAGUUGUAUCUUCCAGCUAAGCUAUCAUCUGAUUCAAAAGAUCRUGAUCUUCCACUCAUUGUGGCUAUUGAUUUACAACCCAUGGCUCCAAUCGAAGGUGUUAUCCAAGUGCAAGGAGACAUAACAAAUGCUCGAACAGCUGAAGUGGUCAUUAGGCAUUUUGAUGGAUGCAAGGCUGACCUAGUUGUCUGUGAUGGUGCUCCUGAUGUAACUGGACUACAUGACAUGGAUGAAUUUGUUCAAUCACAAUUGAUAUUGGCGGGGUUAACUAUCGUAACUCACAUACUCAAGAAUGGUGGAAAAUUUAUUGCAAAGAUCUUCAGGGGAAAGGACACAAGCCUCCUAUAUUGCCAGUUAAAGUUAUUUUUCACAGAAGUAACUCUUGCAAAACCAAAAAGUAGCCGAAAUUCAAGCAUAGAGGCAUUUGCUGUUUGUGAGAAUUAUUCACCUCCUGAAGGGUUCAACGAGAAAGAUUUGCAUCGACUCCUUGAGAAGGUUGGAAGUCCAUCUGGUGCAGACGACUUAGGACAAGCCUUGACUUGUCUUUGCCUUGGUCCAAAAUUUUCUAUUUAAUGUAACAAAGUUCUAAAAUUUCCUUCUUCUUAUACCUAUUUUGACCGGUAAACUGUUUAUCAUGUAAUAUUUGAUGACAUUGAUGUCAAGUUUACCGUCCACUUUGCCGUAACCAUUUCGUAAACAGGUAUCUACAUCAUCAUAUGUUACAAGAUCAACAUGUUAUCACUUAAAAAUGGGUAUAAAAUAUGAAAAUUUGAAACUUCAUUACAUGGAUUGAGAGAAAAAAGAUCUUCGUUACACUAAAUAAGAACUAAACUAGACUUUGUUGCAUUUUGAUGCAUGUUACUCUUUUAGCUAUAACAUAUCAUUAUGAAUUUAUUAAAUAUAAACAUGUGUAAGGUUAUAACAGCCAGAAGAUCUAAUGUGUAUGCACCUUUUAAUGUUAAAACUGAAGUUGUGUGAUUGA